GUGAAUGUGCAGUGAUUUUCGCUUGUGUGGAUCAACAGUUUGCGCCUGAUUUGCGAAUGUCGCUCCGAAGUUUUUACUGAACUUUGUGGAAAAGCUGCAGAACUUUUUAAAGUUUUAUUUAAAGAAGCAGAGAGGUUGGGGAAAGUUGGUGAGAUAUGCGUGUUUUCACUCCCGUUAGUGCGUCCUGGCCAAGCGCAAACUUGUUCUUCAUUGGAUAGUGAAGUUCCUCUGCUUUUGGGAUAGACGCGACCGUGACCUGCUUCAUGCAUUUUGGAAUUACGCGCAGUUGACGCGUCUUUGAGCGUCUCUCAGUUAACUGAUUGUUCCUGGGUUAGUGUUGGUCUUGUGCUUUUUUCCCUUUUUCCUUUUUUUUGGAAGUUUUUUGCUGUUCUUGGUUGUUUGAAGCUAUGGAUCCCAGCCAGCAUAACCCUCCAGCCGGACACCAGGUGGUCCAUGUCCGGGGAGACUCGGAGACAGAUCUGGAGGCGCUCUUUAACGCCGUGAUGAACCCCAAAAGUGCCACUUUGCCCCCAUCAGUACCCAUGAGGAUGAGAAAGCUUCCAGACUCCUUCUUCAAACCACCGGAACCAAAAUCACACUCCAGACAGGCUAGCACCGAUGCAGGCUCUGCUGGCGCCAUCACCCAUCAGCACGUCCGAGCGCACUCCUCGCCCGCCUCCCUACAGCAGGGCGCAGUCGCUAUUAGUACUCUGACUGGUCUGGCCCCACCGGGUGCCCCACAGCAUCUCCGCCAGCCUUCAUUUGAGAUUUCUGACGAUGUGCCUCUACCUCCAGGAUGGGAAAUGGCCAAAACUCCUUCAGGCCAGAGAUACUUCCUUAACCACAUUGACCAGUCGACCACCUGGCAGGACCCCCGCAAAGCCAUGAUCCAGAUAAACCAGGCAAACCCUGCUAGCCCUGUACCUGUUCAGCAGCAGAACCUUUUAAACCCAGCGACAGGUCCUCUUCCUGAAGGAUGGGAACAGGCCAUUACCCCAGAGGGAGAGAUCUACUACAUCAACCACAAGAAUAAAACCACGUCCUGGCUGGACCCAAGGCUCGACCCACGCUUUGCUUUGAACCAGCAGCGCAUUACUCAGAGUGCUCCAGUGAAACAGGGUACCCAGCUGCCCUCCAGCCCACAGAACCAAGCAGUGUUGGGGAGCAACAACCAGAUGAGACUACAACAGCUGCAGAUGGAGAAGGAAAGACUGAGGCUCAAGCACCAGGAACUGCUCCGCCCAAGACCCCAGGAACUGGCCCUGAGGAACCAGCUGCCUACAAGCAUGGAGCAGGAUGGUGGCACCCAGAACCCAGUGUCGUCUCCUGGCAUGGGACAAGAUGGACGUAGCAUGACUACCAACAGCUCAGACCCCUUUCUUAACAGUGGAACAUAUCACUCCAGAGAUGAAAGUACGGAUAGUGGACUGAGCAUGAGCAGUUACAGUGUCCCUCGCACUCCUGAUGACUUCCUCAACAGUGUGGACGAGAUGGAGACAGGUGAAUCCCUCGGCCCUGCAUCUAUGGCAACCCAGCCAAACCGAUUCCCCGACUACCUGGAGGCCAUCCCGGGCACUGACGUUGACCUCGGCACGCUGGAGAGUGAGAGCAUGGCAGUGGAGGGCGAGGAGCUGAUGCCCAGCCUGCAGGAAGCUCUAAGCUCUGACAUCCUGAAUGACAUGGAGUCUGUGCUUGCUGCUACCAAGAUCGACAAGGAGAGCUUCCUCACCUGGCUAUAGAGCCAAACGGUCAAGCAUAUGCUCUGCCAUACACUCCACUUGGUCUGUGCUUGCUUCACAAUGAACUGCUGAAAUCUGUGAAGGACGUGGAGAUGCUGCCAUGAGGUUUUGGUUCAAAUUAAACACUAAGCUUCCAGUAUGGCUGGAUGACUGGUUUUAAAUGGCAGGAGAUUUUCAUGCAAAACGUACAUGACCGAACUGAUUUGAAAGUCGGAUAUUUUUACUUUUAUGCUUUUUAAAAACUUUUAUCACUACUACAUUUCUACAUGUCUGCGUCCUCAAGGCUGGCCCAUGAACAGACAAUUAUUCAUUCACCUUCAAUGAAAGUAUUGCUUUGAUGCCAAUCAUCCUCUAUGAGCUUAUCGUCUUCUUCGUCCACAAACAAGAUGCUUUUUUUAUUUUUCCUAUUGUUGACUAUGAGUCUGGCAAACCAAAAACUAGCCUGAUUGCUGCUUGGAACUAUGGGUUAUGAAAUACACUUUUUAAGAUUUACGGGGGUUAAGAUGGUGUUUUUAGGAAGGCAAAUCUUCCGCUCGGCUGUGCCAGCAUAUCAUGAUCGAUAACAAGUGCCUUCAGUUUGAUCUUAUUGAAUCUAUUGAAACAUAGUGAGUUGGUCUUAUUAUAAUGCUUUAUGAGACCACACUUUUUUCUAUUUCUGAUUUUCAGUUAUCAAAAAAUCUUUUAAAGGUUGUACAUGUAUUUUAGUACAUUGGAUUUGUUAUAAACUGUAGUCUAGGACUGGGUGAUUUGCAAUAGUAUAUCACUAAACCUUGUGUUGUUUUUAACCAUAUGCACAUUAUACUGUACAGCACUAAUACAAUUUAUAUGUUUCCAUACAAUACCAGCUGAUACAGAUACUGAUUCUAUUACUAACAUCCUUUAAGUCAACAUGCACAGCAUGUAAUACAUCUUUGGGACUUCUAAGCAACACAAGCAUUUCAGGAGUGUAAUUGGCUGUGAUAUUUGGGUAAAAGUUAUGGAAAUCCUGUCUCAUCUCUUAAUCUUGGAGCUCAAGUACAUGGAAGAAGGCAAUUAACACCCCUCUCCAGACACUGACCCACCCUAUGACAGAUGUUAGCCCUCACAAUUUGUUUCACAGGGGUGAAAUCUGAUGGCUGUCAAGGUCAUAGUAUAUGAUUGACAAUUUGUAUAUUAAACAAAUAUGCCCUGCUGCGCUUUAAAAGAGGGGUGGAUCAGAUUGGGUACGCUUGUAAAGUUCCAGCUAAAAAGGUGCCAUGUAAAUAUAAAUAAAUUAAGUCCAAACAGUAACCUGUGUUAAGGGGACACAACAAUGAAAAUGAUAUAAAUGUUAGUGUUGUUGAAGUACUGACAGCAUUCUUAAAAAGUAUUAGGAUUUCUUCCGAUACUGAUACUCUCAUAUUGCCCAGCCCUAUUCUAGCCUCAGUCUUAUCAGGCUGAUUUUAUUUUGGUUUUUAUUUCUUGUUUUUACUCUAACAUGGUUGCCUUCGAAUAUUAUAUCAAUAAAUAUUGAUCACUGCUAAUACAUAGUAAUCAGAGAUCAGACUUGAUUGACAGAGCUGUGUUUUGUAUAUCUAUUUAGUUAUUAAUAUAAUUUUGCAUAUUUACUAAGAGUAUCAGCCAAAUGUAAACGCGGAACAAAAUAUUCAGCAUCAAAGGGACUGUGAUCAACGACAAGCUGACUUCAAAACUAUAGAAUGGAUUUCCAGGAAGAGACUGGUCAUGAAGUGAUGGACUUAUAAUGUUUUAGUUGGUGAAAUAAGCAUGUCUCGAUGGUUCGUGGUGCAGAGCGGUGAUUAAGAUGGUACUUGGUUGGUAAUAUGAUUUUGAACGGUAUUUUGGUGAAGUGUAAUGAAAACAAUCAGCUAUGAGAUUUUCUGUUCUUUUGACAAGGCUACCAGAGAGUAUUUGUUUUUAUGAAUCUUUUGUCCUUUGAAAAACUAAAGUAAUUUAUCUUUUGUCCACGUACAGCAUAAGCUAAUGAGAAGGUCCAGUUAAUUAAGUAGUGGAUGUGUAAAGUUUGUCAUGACCUCUUGAACUAGACACUCAAGUAGAACAGCCUUUUCACGGUUUACAUUAAUACAGAGCAAAAGAACACUACAUAUUUUUUCAGCUGCAAAGUCAGUGUGACUUCAUACAGUGACAUGGUGUGUAUACAUGCACAAUAAUACUGCAGUCAUUUUCUGAUUUAUUAUUGAAGCACUCAUAACGAGCAUAGCAUUGUUUCUGAAAUCAAACUGUGGCUUUUAUUUUGUUGUUAGAAUUUACAUCCACAGUAAUGAGGAUCUAAUUUCGAAUUUGGUUUCAACAGCUUAACAAAAUAAAGACUAAUGUGUAGCGCAACAGUGAAGUGAAAGUCAGCUCAGAUAAGACCACUGUCAUGUAUUUUCAGCAGCACUAGGAUAAUUCACGUUGCUGUCUGGGUUGUCUGGUUGGAUGUGGUGGCAUUCCUGUUUUUUCCAGUUGAUCAAAACAAGACUAGCAAAUUUCCUGAAUCUGUAAGCUCAUGUACAGAGGAAUGCGGUUAGCACCCUCCUCCAGGUUUACUGGUCUGGCUAAUGUCCAACUAUUAAAUGGGUAGCAGUUGAUCUCUUUACAUGUGUAAGAUAAAGCAUGGGCUAACCCUUCACCUACUAGAUUGAUAGACAGCUGGGAAACAGACUGUAGGAAAAUGCACAAAAAGUACCGUCUCGGGUGUUUCUAUAACAUUGGAAAAGCCACAUUUAUGCAAUAUUUUAAACCAUAAUAUAAUUAGAUUACUUUGCAUUUGAACUUCUCCCAGCUUCUUGAUAUAAUGAGAACACAAGUACCAAAGCGCCAGUGUGACUGGUUCCACAUACAAACUCCUCCAGUGCCAUUAGCGCCCCCUUGUGGAGAAGAUCCUCAUGCUACGUGAAUGAGUCAGUUGUGACGUUAAAUAAAUAAGAAUUAAAUCUGAUUAUUGAUUGAUUUAACUUCGUUGUUUUUUAAUCAGACUGUGAUGUGCAUUCAAUCCCAGUGAACAGAUAUUUGUGCAGUUAUCUGAUUAGUUUGUACAUGUAAACACACCCAGUGUGCAUAUUAAAAUGUUUACAAUGUUAUUCACCCCUACACUACACAACCCAGAUCCCUCAGUCUAAUGUGAUUUUUACAUACAGUUGAUAAUGGUUAUGAUUUUGUUAUUCUGUUUUUGUAGUCCAUGUGAGCUUUACAUGUGCUGACCAUUGCUUAUAUCCUACGUUAUAUUGAAAUAUUUAACAUAGUACAAUGUUACAAUCAAACAUUUAACAUUAUCAUUACUCCUGCUUCAUUUUAUUUCUAAAGAAGCUGCCUAGGUAGGGUUUUUCUUUUCUUUCUUUUUUUUGUGAACGCUUUAGUCCCCUGUUGAACAAAUGUAAAGGAGUGUGUGGUGCAAACAAGCAAUGAUUUUAUAAUGAAAUAUUCCUCAACGUGAUAAACAGGCAGUUAUCACGGUACAGAACAAUUAUAUUGGCACACGUCUGAUCAACAUUUAUGAUCAAAUGCUUGCGGAAAGACUUGCAGUAUGUUUAGAAUAGUAUCUAUUUUUGCAUUUGUAUAGUGUUGAUGGACACUAAUCAGAGUAAAACCGUGUUGGAGAGUUUUAUAAACUGUUGGUACAGUGCUGGUAUUGCACGUUUUAACAGAACAUUGCUUAUAAAUGUGUAUGUCAAUUAAUUUUAUUCUUAGCUAGUGUGCGACUCUAAAUAUAUAACUUUUUUAGCAUUAGUACUAAUCACUCAAGUUAAAGGAUUGGUAUUUAGAUCUCUAAAUGCACACAGAAUGAAUUUAUAUACAUUGAUCUGUUGUUUUUUUGAAUAGGUGUAUGUGCAUGUAUUGUAGAAUUGUGCAUUCUGUUACAUUCUAUCUUUGCAUAAUACUAUAAAAACAAA
This is a messenger RNA of Trichomycterus rosablanca, 5608 nucleotides long. It is a transcript of the gene yap1, whose product is annotated as Yes1 associated transcriptional regulator. Gene Ontology annotation, biological process: hippo signaling; positive regulation of transcription by RNA polymerase II. The record is from RefSeq and is a predicted model, not a curated record. The transcript is spliced from 8 exons. Gene Ontology annotation, molecular function: protein binding; transcription coactivator activity. Bases 408 to 1739 code for a protein of 443 amino acids. Gene Ontology annotation, cellular component: nucleus; cytoplasm. Lineage: Eukaryota; Metazoa; Chordata; Actinopteri; Siluriformes; Trichomycteridae.